Molecule: messenger RNA, 744 nt
Organism: Schizosaccharomyces osmophilus
Lineage: Eukaryota; Fungi; Ascomycota; Schizosaccharomycetes; Schizosaccharomycetales; Schizosaccharomycetaceae
Gene: pup2
Product: 20S proteasome complex subunit alpha 5, Pup2
Exons: 2
Coding region: 1-744 (247 amino acids)
Biological process (GO): proteasome-mediated ubiquitin-dependent protein catabolic process
Cellular component (GO): proteasome core complex, alpha-subunit complex; nucleus; proteasome core complex
Source: RefSeq, a predicted model, not a curated record
AUGUUUAUGACUAGAUCAGAAUACGAUAGAGGUGUAAACACGUUUUCACCUGAAGGACGAUUGUUUCAAGUAGAAUAUGCGAUUGAAGCCAUUAAGUUGGGAUCAACUGCGAUUGGCGUGAAAUCAAAAGAUGGAGUUGUUUUAGGUGUUGAAAAGAGACUUAGUAGUCCUUUAAUGGAGUCAUACUCCGUGGAAAAGCUAUUUGAAAUAGACACGAACAUUGGCUGUGCCAUCUCUGGUUUAACAGCAGACGCACGUACUAUUAUAGACCAUGCUAGAGUGCAAGCACAGAACCAUCGUUUCACUUACGAUGAACCCCAAGGUGUAGAAAGUAUUACCCAGUCUGUCUGUGAUUUGGCUCUUCGUUUCGGUGAAGGAGAGGAAGACGAAGAACGCAUUAUGUCUCGUCCUUUUGGUGUGGCUCUCUUGGUGGCCGGUAUGGAUGAGCAUGGUCCCCAACUAUAUCACUCGGAACCUUCUGGUACUUAUUUCCGUUAUGGUGCUAAAGCCAUCGGUUCUGGCAGUGAGCCCGCAAAAACCGAGUUGGUCAAAGAAUACCACAAUGACAUGACUCUUCAAGAAGCAGAGGUGUUGAUUCUUAAAGUCCUUCGUCAAGUCAUGGAAGAGAAGUUAAAUUCGAAAAAUGUACAACUCGCAAGUGUUACUUCUGAGAAGGGAUUCCACAUUUAUACCGAUGAAGAAAUGGCUAAUGCUGUUCAUCGUGAAGAGCACAGAUCAGAUUAA